AUUAGUUAGCCAGCUCUUGCUCCAAACAGAUGCCCAGAAGGUUGCUCCAGAACUGAGUGUCGGGACAAAGGGAAACGCAAAAGGAAUUUCCACACCAAAACAAAACAUACGCUAAUUUAUAAACAAAAGGCAAAAAAAGAGUGUGGGUGUGAAAAAAAUAGAAACACAAAGGAAACGAAAAUGAAGCCAACUAAGAAUUCAACUUUGGAAAUCAUCUCACCCAAAGUGCAGGUGAAUGAUGAUUUCAUUGAGACCCUCUAUGACUAUCACACGUCCCAGGUGAAACGCACUGCCAAUGGACAAUUACAGGUGCACCCCGAGACGACCACGUUGAAGAUACGCACUGGUCGUCAAGUGCCCAAAUUGGGGGUCAUGCUGGUCGGUUGGGGUGGCAACAAUGGAUCCACCUUAACCGCUGCCCUGGAGGCGAAUCGUCGUCAGUUGAAGUGGCGCAAACGUACGGGAGUUCAGGAGGCGAAUUGGUAUGGUUCGAUUACCCAAGCAUCGACUGUCUUUAUUGGCUCUGAUGACAGCGGAGCUGAUGUCUAUGUGCCCAUGAAGGAUCUGCUGCCCAUGGUGGAGCCCAAUGACAUAGUUGUCGAUGGUUGGGACAUUAGUAAUUUGCAUGUGGGUGAUGCCAUGCGUCGUGCUGAGGUCUUGGAUGUGGCUCUCCAAGAUCAAUUGUACGAACAUUUGUCCACACUUAAGCCCCGUCCAUCGAUCUAUGAUCCGGAUUUCAUAGCGGCCAAUCAAUCGGAUAGAGCCAACAAUGUCAUCAGGGACCGACGGAGCUUGGAGUGCGUCGACGUGGCUGUAUCAUGGAAGUGA
Messenger RNA from Drosophila willistoni, 828 nucleotides. RefSeq names its product inositol-3-phosphate synthase (gene Inos). The record is from RefSeq and is a predicted model, not a curated record. The transcript is spliced from 2 exons. Gene Ontology annotation, cellular component: cytoplasm. Gene Ontology annotation, biological process: inositol biosynthetic process; phospholipid biosynthetic process. Lineage: Eukaryota; Metazoa; Arthropoda; Insecta; Diptera; Drosophilidae. The coding region runs from base 181 to 828 and encodes 215 amino acids. Gene Ontology annotation, molecular function: inositol-3-phosphate synthase activity.